AAGGCUCUGCAGAGCAGCUGGCACCAUGCAAUGGCUUCGGAGCUGGUCUGGCUAGCUCUGUAAGCCCCCAGCCUCCCUUCCUCUGUAUGCUGUGGAUCCUCUCUGGGCAAGAUUUUCUGUACAACAAUUAAAGAAGAUUUUUUUUAUUUUUUAUUAUUUGAACAAACAAGUUUUUGCCUCUUAAUUGUUGGAGAUAAAUCUAGCCUUUUGAUUGUAUAAACUAGAAAGAUUUACAUAAGCUCACACAAAAGGUUGUUCGUUUUUUGUUUUUUAUCUGAAGUUAAAAGUUGAGCAAGUACUAUCCAGGCUUUCUCUUUAUGAGAGAGCUUCUCUGUAGAGAAGGAGAAACUGCCUUUAGAGGAAACACAGCAUAGCCUUAAGUUGUCAACAAUGCCAGUUGGAAGAAUUGAGAGCCCACCUUCUGCCUCUUUCCCCAGAGAUUGCAGCCAUGAGUGCCGAGUCUGUCGGGUGUCAGUGGUGGGCCUCUCAACAUAUGCCAAGCACAUCUCCAGUCAACUACACAAGGAUAAUGUUGAUGCCCAGGAAAAAGAGGAAGAAAAAGAGGAGGCUGAGGAAGAAUAUUUUGACAAGGAACUUAUCCAGUUAAUAAACCAAAGGAAGGAGCAGAGCCGGCAAGAGGAAGCCAGCAGCUCAUCCAAAGAGAUAGAAACUGAUGGAUACCAGCAACGAAGAGGCGAUAAUCACCUUAUAUUUCAAGAUAGGGGCCCUCAAGAGUGGCGUCAUUGUGAUCAAUCUGAGAGGGACUGGCAGUGGCGAAAUGAUUAUUUCAAGAAUUCUAGGAAGGGUAAUUUCUUGCAUUCCUCGCAAAAUGUUAAUCCCAACAGAUCUAUUUCUAGUGCCAGGGGAAGAGCUGGAUGGCAUGUAAAUGGCACAGCUAAUCGUCAUCUAAUCCAUGGAAAACCUGGAGGUUCUUGGCACUCAAAUGCAGGAGGUCCAACUAGCUGGCAUCAUAGAGGAACAGGUAGAAAUUUUCACUGGCACAAAGAGGGAAAUGGUAUUUUACCUCUUCCAUAUCCCAGAAAUGGGGUUAUGAACUGGUCACAUAAUCCAUAUGGUGUGAGUCAAUGGGGUUUUGGUCCUAAUGGGGAAGCUUUUAACCAGGGAAGAAAUAGACCAUUAAGGAACUAUGAUUCAACACAUGAAAAUGAUGCAGGGUGGAAUAAGAAAAAAGUGGUACCCAAAAAGUUUUCUACUGUUCGAUUUACUUGGAAGAAAGCAGAAAAUACAAACAGUGGGGCACCAUGCUUAAAUUCAGUUACUGACUCUUCUGAAAACACAGAUGAUUUUACAAGUGAUAAACUUCCAGAAGACCACCUAUUUGGAUUUAAAAUGUCUGAAAAAUCUGAUAAGUCUGCAAAAAACAGUACAUCAAUUAGCACUGGCAAGAACAAUAUUUCUUCUAGAGACAAAACACACAGGUUUGCACCCUAUCCACCACAGAAGGGCAUAGAGACUGAACAAACAUCAUUGCAAAAUUUAGAAACUGAUAUACCUCUACAGACUUGUGAGGCAAGAAAGGAGGAUAUUACAAACGAUCAAGAAGAAAGUAUGGACAAAUGCAAAACAAUAGAUAAGGAUAAAGGUAAAAUAUCUCCUGACUUUUCAGAUGAACAAAAUGAUCAAAGUGAGCUUAAGCGUUCUAGAAUGCCAUCCCUAAAAUCACCACUCCGAAGUAUUCCUGAUAUAAAAUCUUCAGCUCUUAAGAGAGAUCAAAAAAAUCCUUUAAAGGGUGUAAAACAGGGAGCACCUAUGUCUGUUGGAGAGCGUCAGACUAGAUUAAGUGCCCUAAAUUUGGAAACUGUUAGGUCAAAUUCUUAUAUUUCCAAGUUGCGUAGUGCUUCUCGUACCUUAAAGAACAACCAAGAGACUCAAGAAAGCAGCACAAAAGAAUCGGAUGAAACUCUUAGUGAAGUCCUCCGCAAAGCAAAAGAAAUGCUGCACAAUAGCCAGUCCUUGCAGAGUCCUUACUUUCAUCCUUUGAAGGAGGGUUCCACCAGUGAAAAGACUGUAGCAACUGAUGUACUAAAAGAAUCCAAAACAACCAAUAGUCAUGAACAUGCAUUGCAAAAUGAAAGUGAUUUAUCAGAAAAUGCAGGCAUGCUGGAAAACCCAUGCGAGUCUCAUAACACCUCUGAUAACUGUGAACAUGCUGCAGAGUACAUUGAAAGAACAUCAAAAUCCUUAGAACAUGGAAUCAUAAGUUCCUCUACUGAUACAUGUCCCAUGGAAUCUAGCAGUGAACCAGUUCAAUUACAGGAACCCAGUGAACUAAAUGAAUAUGACAAUGGAAGCACAUCUCAAUAUCAAACUUCUCAAGAAGAUGAAAGUUUUGAAAUUGUCUCAGACCCUGACCUGCAUAAAAGUGCUAACCUUUCAUCAAGCCCAAUUUUACCAGAAUUAUCCAAGCUUGGACUUCCUGCAUCCCUCCAGAGAGAUCUUACUAGGCACAUUAGUUUACGAAGCAAAGCAGGAACCCAUCUUCCAGAGCCAAAUCUCAAUAAUGCACGGCGUAUACGAAAUGUUAGUGGUCAUCGAAAAAGUGAAACUGAGAAGGAUUCUGGAAUAAAACCAACACUAAGACAACUUUUGAAUGUAUCAAGAAGGAAUAUAAAUUGGGAACAAGUCAUGCAAAAUGUUAACAAGAAACGGCAGGAGCAAGGCAAGGGUUUACCAAGGUUUGGUAUAGAGAUGGUUGCACAAGUUCAAGGUGAGCAAGAAGGCCUUGAGUUUGAAGAAACAGACCUGAAUAUUGAGAAUUUCCACUGGGAAUGCGUCUCCACUCCUUUGGGAGCAUCAAGGAAACGGAGCCUCUCUGAAAGCAGUUUAGCUGUAGAAAAGGCCUCUGUUUAUAUUUUCAGUGGAAAUGGAUCUGACACAAGUGGAGAAAGAAGCAUUCAAUCAAUCCAUUCAUCAUGGAAAUCUGGACCAUGUGUGAGAUCCACAGAAAAUCUAUCGAGGAAAAUCGAGGAGGGAGAUGCUCCUGUAUUAUCUCCGGGACCCAUCACAUAUAAUUGUCCUAGUCCACCACCAAUUGAAACACCUCCUGGUCAAAAUAGUGAUCUGCAGAGCUCCAUAGCCACUGACUGUCCUCAGACCCCUAACAGUGCUGGCGAAGAUGGAGUUCUGAGUGUUAAUGUUUCUACAGCCAACGUUAUCCUGGAUGGUGGUACUGAUAGUUGUACUUCAGGUACUGAACAAUAUGAUGGUCAAGGAGGAGGAAAGAAGAGACGGGCAACAGGAGAUGGGUCCUGUCCUGAAAUUCCAAGCUUAGAAAGAAAUACUAAAAGAAGAAGAAUCAGAGGAAGAAAAGGGAGUUUUGAUUCAGCCAACAAUGUAACAGAAGAACAAAGCAAUAGACCGCAGACAAUACCAGUAGUUCCUUCUGGGAAUGUAUUUUCUUUUAUGGUGGAGACACCAUCUUAUAUUUCACCCUCAACAUCUUUAGGUUCUGCACUUUCACAAUCCCCUGUCAGAGUCUGCACAUCGCAGGCAUUGCAGCCUCCUUCUGUAGCAUCUACAGCUCCUGAUUCCUCAGUGUCAAUUAAACAAGAACCAAUGUCACCUGAAAGGGAAGGAGAGAACAUGACUGCAAUACCACAGUCACCAGUACAACCUGUGAUGUCUCCUCAGACUAACGGUGGAAUUGAACAGAGCACUACAAUGUUUCCUAUAAUUACAGCAACCAUGUCUCUUGCUGAGCUUACUGAUCAGUUUCCCAUAAUCCACUCAGAACCAUCUCUUGAUAGGCAUGUAAUGCCUGAAAUGUCAUCUCCACCUCGGAUACAUACUCCUAUUAAUAUAGAAAGCAACAUUCUAAACAGCUCAGAAAUUAAAGAGAGCUUGUUAGAAAGUUGUUCUAGUUCUACACAAGACCAGGCUUUUCCUUUGAAUGUUGCUCCAGAAGGAAGGAAUAACUGCUUAGCUCAGCUUGAAGAGGAACAGGCAGAAUCUACGCUCAUCAUGAUUGAGACAAAGUCUGGGAAGAAGAAAAAGAAAUUACGGAAGAAGAAAACCUUUAGAGCCACCCAUGUUCCAGAGAACAGUGAUACGGAACUGGACAUAUAUGCUGAUAAACCUGUCCGCAAAAUAAAGAGCAGGCGGUCAUCUAAAGAAACAAUAGUCAGCACUUCUACGUCACAAGAACAAGAACCUGGUGCUGCUACCCAAGAAAUUGAAAGGCACGAAGAUGACCUAGACAGCGACUCCAAUGUGGAGUUACUGGAAAUUCCAAAUCCUCAAUUUGAAGUUGUGGCUAUAGAUUCUGAAGAGGAAAAACCAGACAGCCCAAUCAAGGAAGACCUUAGUACUUCAAGAGAAGGAAACUCUGAGGCAAAUGAUGAAGUGACUUCCACCAGUGAACUGGGCACAAACUAUGCAAAUGAAAAUUUAAAAAGUUUAGCUAAUAAUCGGAGAGCAUCUCUCAGAGGUUCAAAAACCUCAUCAGCUGAAGUAUCAUCUGAACCUGGGGAAGAUGAGGACCCCACAGAAGGCAGCUUUGAAGGACACCAGUCUGCUGUAAAUAGUAUACAGAUAUUUGGAGGACUACUAUACACCUGCUCAGCAGACAAAACUGUCAGAGUUUACAAUCUUGUGACUCGUCAGUGUGUUGGCGUCUUCGAAGGGCACACAUCAAAAGUGAAUUGCCUUCUUGUGACUCAGACUCAUGGGAAGGUUGCAACUCUCUUUACGGGUUCUAGUGACCACACAAUACGAUGUUAUUCUGUCAAGCCACAGGAAUUUCUUGAGCAGUUAGAACUUGGCGAGCGCAUCCUUUGUCUUCAUGCACGGUGGAGAAUCCUUUAUGCAGGUCUUGCAAAUGGUACAGUGGUUACUUUUUCUCUAAAGAACAACAAACAAAUUGAUGUAUUUGAGUGCCAUGGACCGAGAGCGGUUAGCUGCUUAGCUACUGCGCAAGAGGGCGCUCGCAGACUGCUGCUUGUAGGAUCCUAUGACUGUACUAUCACUGUGAGAGAUGCUCGCAAUGGUCUCUUACUUCGUACACUAGAAGGUCAUACUAAAACUGUCCUCUGUAUGAAGGUAGUCAAUGAUCUGGUCUUUAGUGGAUCCAGUGAUCAAUCUGUUCAUGCUCAUAAUAUACAUACAGGAGAGCUGGUGCGCAUUUAUAAAGGUCACAAUCAUGCUGUUACAGUGGUUAAUAUACUUGGUAAAGUCAUGGUAACAGCUUGCUUGGAUAAAUUUGUUCGUGUUUAUGAACUGCAGUCUCAUGAUCGAUUGCAAGUUUAUGGAGGACAUUCAGAUAUGAUUAUGUGUAUGGCAAUUCACAAGAGCAUGAUCUAUACUGGUUGUUAUGAUGGUAGUAUCCAGGCAGUUCAGCUAAAUCUUAUGCAGAAUUAUCGGUGCUGGUGGCAUGGUUGCUCGCUCAUAUUUGGAGUUGUAGACCAUCUGAAGCAACAUUUACUCACUGAUCACACAAAUCCAAACUUCCAGUCGUUGAAGUGUAGAUGGAAAAACUGUGAUGCAUUUUUCACAUCUCGAAGAGGGUCCAAACAGGAUGCUGUAGGGCACAUAGAACGACAUGCAGAAGAAGACAGCCGAAUAAACAGUUAAUCAAGAAUGGUACCUCCCAUAUUGGGAAGUUUAUUUUCUAAGCAACAUCAGAGGAGUUUCUGCACGUCUGGAAGUCUUCAAAAUUCUGCACGUUGCAUUUUCCUCAAAUGGAACAUAAGAAGCUCUUAGGAGUCUUAACUCAGCUUAUGUGUAUCAUCCUACAAAGCAAGAGCCUGACAUGUUCAAGUGGCUUUUUAUUAUUUUUAAAUAUAAAAUAUUUAAUGUCCUCUUUAUCUAUUGCAUUGAAUCUGUCAGAUUUGCCCAAACAUGACAAACAGCAAGCUAAGAACAUAUUUCUUUUAAGGGGUAGAGCAUGGAGAAAUCCUUGAUUAAAGUUUUGAUUUCUCAUGAAAAACUCUUAAUCAUAGAGUUUAUUAAACGUACUAAUUUUAUUUUUUAUCCUUUUUUGAAAUACAUUAAAAAAUGGUUCAGUAAAAUUAAUAUUUUUAGAGCAUUAUAUGUAACAAUAAGUAUAUUAAUAAACCAAAUAAUUGUUUUAGUCGACUUUUGCAUUCAUUACAGUCAUCGACUGCUAUUUUGUUUUUGUUUAUUUUACAUUAAAGCAAUUGAGUAAUCUAUAACAGGCCAAUGUCAUAUACCCAUUUUUCUUUUGAAAUUGUAAGCUUGCUUAAUUUUAGGAGGAAAAAAUAUCUUGCCUCAAAGUAGCAAUAUUCUUUUUUUUUUUUUUUUUUGCAAUAUUUCACAAAGGGGUAAAUUCUGAAUUGUGAGUUUUAAUUUGUUUUGAAAAAUCCUAUAGUUAAUUAAAUAUUUAAAUGAUGUCCACUUGCUGUCUGUCUGCUCUCAUCUUUAUGUCUUGGAAGCUAACAGCAAAUUUAAAAUAUCUGAGAUCAAAAUAUCCAAAACCUAUGAACACAACAAAUUGGUUAUAACCAGAUAAUGGUGGAUUUACUUUUUUUUUAAAAUUAAACAUAAUAAACAAUGUUAUCAGAUUUAUUAUGGAAUAAGGAGGUCAAACAACUUUUCAUGUUUUCUGUGGAGAGUUGACUACUCUCUUUAAAUAGCGCAUAGACAUUUUACAUGUUGAGUAUUGAUAAGCUCUGUUUUGUCAUUGACAACUGUCUCAAAUAUAUACUCAUGUACACUUUAACCACUCAUGACUUUCAGAAGCUAUUCACAGCUUUGACAAUGUUGUUUAGAAUAUUGUUAGAUCAUUGAAGUGUUAAGUCCAAUAUUGAGUUGAGUCAUUUGCCUUUUUAUACUUAUCCCUGAUAUAGGGAGAUAGCAGUAUAUCACACAAAAUGUAUGUGUCUCCAACAGCAAGAGGCUCUUUAUAUAUAUUUUUUAUAUAUAUUUUUGAUCAUGUUCAUAUAGCAUCAGAAGCUGUGGGUAUCGCAUGUUCAAAAUGGAAUGGAAAACAUUAAAAUUGUUGGCAAAAAAUUUACUAGCAGUGUUACAAGAAAUGUAACUUAGUUUUUACCUUUUAAUAUCUUUUUAUCAGUUUUGUGUAGGAGCAUGGAAAUCCGGUAUCACUUCCUUAUUUGUGUGUUGUUUUGUAAUACUUUAGAUAAGAAUUAGUCCUGUUGCAUUUCUGGAGUUAAUACAUUUUGAUAUUUUAUAAAAUAACGAUUUAUUUUUUAUUAAGUAUGAUGUGUUGUUUUGUGGAAGAUUUGUUAUUUCAACCAUUGGCUUAGCUAAAUUUUAAUUAUCUAAGAAGUGUCCACUACCAUCUUGUAGUGAAAACGUUGACAAUGAUUGCCUCUGAAGUAUCUAUUAAUAGAAUUAUUUGAUAAAUUGCUAGAAUAAUCAUACCUAUGGUCUCUCAUGAUUUUUCAUUGAUUCAACAAAAAUAUAUAUAUAUUCCACUUAGUUUUACAAACUUAAAAGCAUUUCAGUUUGCAUUGGUCCUUUAAACAAUGUCCAAAUUAGCCUUAAUAUAAAUUAUUGAAAUAAAGCUUUAUUCCUGAAUUAGCCAAAGAACUAAAACUAUAAAUCUCCCGGUACAUUUUAAUUUGUUAUAUAAUUCACAUUAUUUAAAUAAUUAUUUAAAUGAUAUUCUGGUUCCAACAUUUUUUUUAUUUUUACUUGUUAAUAAAAAAUAUAUAAAUCAUCAUUAUUUUUCAUCUGUGAUUUAUUAAAUUAAUUUUAAUAAGUCCUCUUUUUCAUAAAAUGGUGACUUUUACGCUAAUUCAGAAUGUUAGUAUGGCUUCUGAAUUUGCACCUUAGGCAAAUUUUUAUACUUAUCCCUGAUAUCGGGAGCUAACAGUAUAUCACACAAAAUGUAUGUGUCUCUAACAACAAGAGGUUGACAAGAUAUAGGCCAUAUUCUGUUUUUCUCUCUCUACAUAUUGUGAUCAAUUCAUCUUUAUUAAAGAAUAAUCAAAUACAAUGUCUAAAAUAAAAAUAUUACAGAUUUAUGUCAACCUACAGAAUAAGCAGCUGAUUGGUGCAUACAAAGCAUGUGUUACAUUCAGUUUUUUUUCAUACCCAGGAGAGCAUUGGAGUAUUUUAAUUCAGAAACGCUUAAAUACUUUCCUAACACUUUUAAUCAUUCUAUAUUGAAAAUUAGUAAAUGCUAGAGCCAAGUGACUUCCUUUAAUAUGACCUGGAACGUUCUUUAAAUUACAUAAGCGUUCUAUCAUUUUAGCUGCUACUUAGCACAAUUUUAGAAAAUUUAAUUCCAAAUAAAUUUUGAUAUAUAUAUAUAUAUAUAUAUUUUAUUAUUUUUUUUUUCUACAACUUGAUCCUAUCUGGAAUUUCAGUCUUUUUCAUUAUCUUUGCCAAGAUUAUUUAAACGCCUUUUCUUUUAACUUUUUAUUUUCCAGCUACCGGAGUGAGAAGUAUAAAAUAGAAUUAUGUAUAUUACAUAAUUAUGAAAUUUACAUAAAAAAUGCAUUUGUUAAUUAACUUUUAACAAAUUAGCAAAUACAAACCACUUGAACAAAAUUGUGUGUGAAUAGAUUAUCUACUAGUAAGAACAUGAACUUAGUAAUAUAUUUAUUUUAGAAAAGUACAUUUUUUCAACACUUAUUCUUUUUAGCUUAUAGAUGACCACAAAUACAAAGUAAUAAAACACAGCGCUAGAUUUUUGUAAGAAUUGUGCAGCUUUGCAUUUCUUAACUUUGUUGAUAGAAAAUAAGCCAUUUUAAUAAUUAUAGGUUAUAAUACUCUGAAAGGUCUGUGCGUAGGAGGAGCAAUUUAAAAUGAGCCAGAAGAGAAGUACUGAAAUAGUGAACUGUAGUGGUCCCUGAUGACAUUUUCAGCAUUGUACUAAGCCUUUGGUAAUAUGUUUUCAGAAAAGCGUGUUUUGUAUGUAACUCAAAAUCGUUUGUUUUGAACAAAAAGUGACAUUUGUAAGUUAGUAUGAGUUUGAAGUGAUUACUUAUUGUUUUGAAUGACAGAUGUGUGGCAAACAAUUUCUAGUUUCUCACUGGAGAAUGCCAUUUGUUUUUAAUGCAUGGAAUUGAAUUUCUGGUUGAUACCAAUGCAGCCUUUUGGAUGAGUUUUUUUUUUUUUUAUAUCUUUACUUGGUUUAUAAUUUAAUGCAUUCUCCAUGAUUUCUGGAAGGUGCUGUACUGUGUAAGCAAGUGUACUAUUAAAUAAGAAACAAUAUAACCUAGACAUUUUCUGAUACUAGUAAAAUCCACCAAAAAAAGUCUCUUAUGUUGGUCACAGUUGUGUGUGGAGUUAAAACUGCUAUGAUUUUUGUUUUACAUUAUGAAAGUGAUUCAAAGUACUGACUGUACUGAAAAGCUUGUUUGUUGCACAUUCACCAAGCCAAUAUGUAUUAUUUUUUUUUAAACUAAAAUGUGUUUAUGACUAGAACUAGGCAUGUUCAUUUAAUGGUUUAGUUAGGAAAGGAAUGCUGAAUAACGCGGCUGCCAGAGGCAAAUCCACAUCUUAGUAUGUUGCACUUUCACAAGAAAAAGUCUGGCUCCUCAACAGCCAAAUGCCAUUGGCAGAUGCUAUAUUCGACAUUUGUUUACUAACAAAACCCCAGAUUUUUUUUUAAUAUAAAUUAUAUGAAUUAUUUUGUUAUUCUUCCAUUUGAGAAAGCACCAGUCCCUUACAAACCAUUUUAAAAUAUGGGUGGAUAUUAUAUUUAUAGCAGUCUAUUUUAAUGGCCCUUUUUUUAAAGUGUUUCUGAAUGGGAACGGAACUGACAUUUUUAGAAACUUGGGCAAGCAUUGUAAAACAUACCAGAUUAUCUAAUUAAACAUUAUGGGAAAACUAUUUCAUUAACUUGUUUAAAAUGCUUCCAUCUCCCAUAGGUGUGCACUUGACCUUUUUUAUUGUUUAAACUAAAACUAAUUUUUUUUUAAUACCUGAACAAAAUUAUUCAAUAUUUUUGCCAUUUAUAAAAUAGGAACACGUUUCUGGGUUUUUCUUUUUAUGUGUUUAAUAUUAUUAUUUUUUUGCUACAGCUAAGUUUAAUUUCAAGGUUCCAAGCCAGAGAGAUUCAGAGGGUUAAUAGUGAGAGGAACACUACAAUUUUACUUGAACUAUUCUAUAUUUCCAUCACUCAUAGAGCCACAAAACUGACAUCAUCUUCAGAUCUUGGUUUUAUGCUGGUAUAGCCGCAUUUGUUUAUAAAGUGUCAAUUGUAUAUAUACUAGUGCCAUAACAAAAAGAUGUUCAGGUGGGGAUAACUUCUUAAAGCCUUUGCACCUUUGGUCUAGAUUCAAGAUAAAUUUAGAUUUAUCACAAAAUAUUUUAACAUUUAUAUGGACUAUGUUGGUCUUAAAGGGACAGUAUACUCCGAAUUUCCACAGUCAAAAUUACAUGUGCAACAUGUAUUUAACCAAUGUUUAAUUCAUCAAAUGUUUAAAUAACAGUUUUUAUCUUAUCUAUUUUCAACUUAAACUUGUACCACUUGUGUAUUCACUGUCCGCCUCCAUGACCGCCGCUUUUUUUCAAUAUAUUGGAAGAAUCCCAAUUCAUCCAAUAAUGUUGAUAUCGGUCGCGCUAUGUACCUGCUAUGCGAACGCGCGCACGAUGACAUCAUCUGCUUCUGGGUUCCGCUAUUCCUAGUUCUGCGCAUGCCCAAAAUCAUAAGUUCACGUCAAGCGCUCGAUGCUUCCAAGAUUGCAUAUACUAGAUUGAGGAGCGUGAGUGACCAAUAGUGGGAGGUUAAAUGUGAGUCACAUCAUUUGCAUGUGGGAAGUACAGAGUUGGUCUAUACCUCCCACAUUGGAGAUGCCGUGGAGGGGUUGGAGAAUGGACAUAGAGUAACGGUUAGGCUGCAAAACUUAUGAUUUAAUAAAACAUGUCAAUUUUAUUUUUUGUCAAAAUUAACAAUGCGGUUAGAUUAUAAGGAUAUAGAAGACGUUAGCGUUAGCUUUUACAUCCUCUGAGUUUACUGACCCUUUAACUAGUUUGUGAUUAAUUUUCUUUUUAAUGUUCUCAUAAAAAAUAUCCUUUACCUGCAUCACAGCCUGUUUUGUGAUCCAUAUUUCAUGAAAACCAUAUCUUUGAUUAGUCAAUCUAAUAUAAAUAUGUUCUGAUUUUGCCCAGUUUUGAACAUGCGGUACAAAAUCAGCUUCUGUUAGUGCUUUUUGUUUCUUGAAUGUUUGAAGUUCUGUAUCUGUGUUUUCUUAAAUCUUAUGCCAUGACAUUUCUUUUUUAGCAUUUGUGCUAUUAUGUCUGUCUUAUUAUGCAUUCUUCAUAAUUCCUAUUAAUUGUGAAUACCAAGGGUGUUUUAAAAUGGUCCUUUUUGAUCAAAAAACGGCAAUGAUCUUUUAACAAAGGUGAUCUAAUCAAAGUAGCGGCUAAAUAAAUUUCACUUUUUAAGCAGCAUGAUCUUGUAAUUCUAGUCAGUUGACUGCCCUGAUUGACUUUAUGUGGACGCCCCUGGUGUACAUAACCUGUUCAGAAAUUAUGGAUCUUAAAAGGACAGGGACAUAAAACCCUUUAUCUUUUUUUCUUUCUUUAUUCAGGUACAGCAUACAUUUUUAAACAACUUUCUAGUUUGCUUUGUUCACUUUGUAUCCUUUGAUGAAAAGCAAGCCUAGGUAGGCUCAGGAGCUACUAGCUGUUGAUUGGUGGCUGCACACAAAUGUGCCUCUUGUCAUUGGCUUACAGAUGUGUUCUUCAUUUCCCAGUAGUGCGUUGCUACUCCAGUAAAGGAUACCAAGAGAGUGAAACAAAAUUGAUUAUUUAAAUAUUUAUAAAGUAGUUUAAAAUUAUAUGUUCUGUCUGAAUCAUAAAGAAAACAAGAGAUUUCAUGUCCCGUUAAACAAUGUUUUCAUGGUUUAUCAGUAUUGACAUAGCACAUAUUAAAAUUAAACUACAAAUGAUUAUUUGUAUAGCAAAUGCAAUAAUCGCAGAUUUAUUUCAACAUUUUAUACUGCUCUGUACCAUUUUUAAGCCUAUUAAGUUAAUUUCUAGACUAUUUCUCUGUAAUAAUUCAUCAUCAGUUUCUUUAUAUUUUAUAUUCAUGCUCCUCUUCCUCUCCUUUUAGCACCUAUAUGUCUCAUGCAAACUAUGCCUUCCCAUUGGUUUAAUCUGUGUUCUAAUUUUCUUUAUCCUGCUUCUGUUAACUUUUUCAUUGUUCUAGACCUUAAUCUAUUUCUCUCCAUAGUUGGGGAACAAACCAUGAAUACCAUUUUAGUUUGCCAGUGCCAGGCUUGUUUAAAGGGAAACUGAACCUAGUUUAUUUCAUGAUUCAGAUAGAGCAUAUGAUUUUAUGCAACUUUCUAAUUUACUCCUAUUAUCAAUUUUUCUUUGUUCUCUUGCUAUCUCUCGUUUUUAAAAAGCCAUCCAAUUUUUGGUUCACCCUGGACAGCACUUGUUUAUUGGUGGGUGAAUGUAUCCACCAAUCAGCAAGAACAACCCAGGUUGUUCACCAAAAAUGGGCCAGCUUCUAAACUUACAUUCUUGCUUUUCAAAUAAAGAUACCAAGAGAAUUAAGAAAAUUUAAUAGGAGUAAAUUAGAAAGUUGCUUAAAAUGGCAUGCUUUAUCUGAAUCACGAAAGAAAAAAAUUGGGUUCAGUGUUCCUUUAAGUAAAAUGCCCAGGUUUACCUGUACACACCAGUUCAUUUGUGGAUUAUUAACUGGAUUGGCUGCAACUAGAAGGGAUCUAGACAUGAAUCAUUAAGGUUGAUCUAAAUUUUAUACAGACAUUUACUGUGGUUUGAAACUAACCUAACAGAUUAUAUUUACUGUUACUGAGUUUUUCCCCCCAGUGAUAGUCAGGAAACCACUUAUUGUGCCCUAACACUAAUCCUAAAGUGUUGUUUUGUAGCACACUGGUGAUUUGUGCAUACAUAUUCUCAUAAUAUUGUUGAGUUUUACAAACUAUUAUUUGAAAUAUAAUGCAAAUCUGUGAACACUGAACUCUAUAAAUCCAAAAAAGUAAAAUAAAUAAAGGCAAUUUUACCAGUU
Messenger RNA from Bombina bombina (fire-bellied toad), 12931 nucleotides. RefSeq names its product zinc finger protein 106 (gene ZNF106). Gene Ontology annotation, molecular function: RNA binding; SH3 domain binding. The record is from RefSeq and is a predicted model, not a curated record. Lineage: Eukaryota; Metazoa; Chordata; Amphibia; Anura; Bombinatoridae. Gene Ontology annotation, cellular component: cytosol; membrane.